UUCCCUCCCCAGCACGUGACCAGGCACCCAGGGCCGUCACGUGAGGCAGGCGGCGAGUGCGUGGGCGGGGCGGGGUUCGGCGGCGCCCGGGGAGGACCAAAGUGCGCAGCAGAGCGGCCCACACUCGGCGGGGGUGGACAGCCAUGCCCAAGUACUGCCGGGCUCCGAACUGCUCCAACACUGCGGGCCGACUGGGCGCGGACAACCGCCCCGUGAGCUUCUACAAGUUCCCACUGAAGGAUGGCCCCCGGCUGCAGGCCUGGCUGCGGCACAUGGGCCGUGAGCACUGGGUGCCCAGCAGCCACCAGCACUUGUGCAGCGAGCACUUCACGCCCUCGUGCUUCCAGUGGCGCUGGGGCGUGCGUUACCUGCGGCCGGAUGCGGUGCCCUCCAUCUUCUCCCGGGCGCCGCCCACCAAGAGGCAGCGGAGUUGCCGAAGCACCGAGAAGGGGGGCGUGCCUCCGCCUCCGCAGGAGACCACGCCCCUGUCCCCUGGUCCAGAUGUCCCGGCCCCUGGCCCUGUACACCUCGUGGUGCUAGGACCGGCAUCUAGAGGCCCCGAGGCAGCAGCCACCAUGUUCCUGACCCCUGUGGCCCUUCCCCCGGCCCCCGCAGGGCCGCGCACCGGAGUGGCCGCCCAGCACCCCCGGGCCGGGCUGGGGGCGGCGCUGGGCGCGCUGCAGCGGCGGGUGCGGAGGUUGCAGCGGCGGCACGCGCGGCACCGGGCGCAGCUGCAGGCCCUGGAGCAGCUGGCGCAGCAGCUGCGCGGGGAGAGGCUGGUGGCGCGCGCGCGCCGGGGUCUGGCGCGCGGGGCAGAUCAGCAGAGCCGGCAGCAAUGGGUUCAUAUUCCCAGAGAGUAGCAGUCAGCUGGAGCUGCAGUGUAGCUGCCCCUGGAGGCUUUAUGUGUGAGACCGUGGCCUGAACCACGCUGGGGCACAAGAGGGGCAUCCAGUUGGGCAAGGACAGAGCUCAGUCUCAGGCCUGGGGCUCUUAUGGAGUCUCCCAGGGCCCCUGGGCUGACAGUGUCUCUUUCUGCCUCCCCUACCCCCAUUCGGUCCCUGUCUCUCAAUCUCCUCCUCUCUCCCCCACAUUCGUCUUUGUCUUUCUGACCCUCAUCUCCGUCCUCCCAUCUAUCUCCCCAUUUGCCCAUGUCUCUCUUCAUCUGCAUCUUCCUGUGUCUCCCCUAUCUGUGGCCUUGUCUCUCUGCCCCUGCAUUUCUCCUAUCCCCCUUCUCUGUCUCUCCAUGUCUCUCUCCCCCCACACCUCUCUCCCUCUUUCCCCUUACCUCUUUAUUGCCCUGUGAAUGUCUCUCUUGCUCUCACAUCUGCUUCCCUGUCUCCCCAUAUCUCUCUCUGCCCACAUCUCUCUCUCUUUCCUGAUACCCCCUCCCACCUCGGCCUCCCUGUUCCUCACCAUUUCUCCCCGCUCCCUUUUUCCUUCCCUCCUCUCACUCCCCACUGUGUCCUCCAUCUCUGCCACUUCUUUGCCUGGGACGGCCCAGCUCCCUGGACCGGAGGAAUCCCAAGCCUUCACCGUCAUCUGCGGAGGGUCUGACAUAGCUGUGGUCCUCGCCCAAGGCCCUGCACCUCCCACAGUGGACGCCAUGCCUGAGCUUCGGGACACUCAGACCCCUAG
Equus quagga is the source of this 1635-nucleotide messenger RNA. It is a transcript of the gene THAP8, whose product is annotated as THAP domain containing 8. The record is from RefSeq and is a predicted model, not a curated record. Lineage: Eukaryota; Metazoa; Chordata; Mammalia; Perissodactyla; Equidae. Bases 144 to 860 code for a protein of 238 amino acids. The transcript has 4 exons.